GUCAUUUCUCUUGUGAUUUUAAUUGUAGAAAUAUCAACUUCUUCAGAAAAUUUUGCAUUAGAUUGACACAAGUAUGUGAUCCUGUCCCGAUCGACAUAGAGAAAGGGGAAAAAGAGAGAAGGGCACCGUUUCGAUACCUCUGUGCGAAGGUUACACUGCUCAUACUUCUCAUUAUCAGAUUCGUCCAUUACAUGGACACAUAUCUAGCUGAAGGUAAGACAGGGGCUGGAAGGAAGAAAUACAUUUUCUGAAGGUAACAGAACCACUUCACUACCUGUACUAACGUGUCCAUAUGGUACUUUGUUCCUCUUACAGGUGUUAUGCCGUUGAUUGAAGCAGAAUAUGAACUCUCCAUUGACAAAGUUGCGAGAGUAGAAACAUGUUUUGCUAUUGUUUUUGCCUUGGUCAAUCCAUUCUUUGGACAUCUAUCAGAUCAGAUCAGCCGGAGGACCCUCAUGUGUCUGGGAGUAACGUAUUGGACUCUGUUUGUUGCGAGCUGUUCCGUAAUUCCCCAGGAGGUAAGAGUCGAUGUAUUGGAUGGUCAAUGAGAUUUCACUUCGCGUAUAACCUGUACUCAGUAAUAUUAAUUCUUCAUGAAUCCUAACUUAUAAAAAUUUGUACCCUCUUAUCCUUUAGUGGGGUUGGACCAUCCCUUUUAUACGGAGUGCCGUGGCCGCAAUAGAAAGUUUUUUUGCAGGCAUUUCCCUGACCCUGAUUGAUGACCUGUGUCCACCUGAAAAUCGACGAGGGACUUUAUGCAUGUUUAACAGUGUCAGCUAUAUAAUGGGGUAAGCUGCAAGUUGUACCUGGAUUCCUGCUACAUUCCUGUUGGUUUGUGUGUGGAUUCUGUUAUAUUAACCCUGAAUCUCCUUGGUUCUGUUACAGUGCCUUUGGGAUCGUUGUGGGAGCAAUUGUGCCAGUCUACUUAGGCUCAAACUGGCGUCAUGCACUGCAGGUAAGGAAAAUUCAACCGGGUACCAUUAUUUAUAUUGGGGUGAUGGGAAGAUACAAUUGAAUAUUGGCUAAACAUUAAGAGAUAAAUAAAACAGUGGUUGUUGUGAGAUAUUAGCCUUUUAUUAUCAGUUUAGUUGAUUGGAUACUCUACAUGAAAAGAGAUACAUGGCUGGGUACUUAACUGCUGUUUUCUUUGGACACAGGCAGUUGCAGGCUUGGGAUUAGUGUGCCUAGUGUUGCUAAUCUGUUUCAUGAAGGAACCACCUAGAUGCUACACUGAGGACCACAGUGAUGACCCUCAGAUGCAGAUCCUCAGUUUCCAAUAUAUUUGGAAGUUGACCUCCUCCUUCUUCAAAAAUCUGAGGAUGCUAUUUAAAAUACGGAGCUUUGUUUUUCUCACCUUCGCUUCAUGGUCCGUGACGUUCAUUAAUGAAGCCAUGUUUGCCCUUGUUCCUGAUUUCCUGAACCAAACCAGGGCCGUGACAAGCAGUUUGUUUCCCUGUCUGUUGCCAGAUUGUUACUACAGCGACUUCAUGAUCUAUGGUUUGAUUAAAUACAUGGCUGACAUAGUGGGGAUACAAAUAGGAAUGGUGAUCAUCACUCGGUGGUUCAAGAUGUAUCCAUUCGCUGAUCGACUGGUAUCCGGUUUAGGACUUUUGGCCUCUGGAUCUUUCAUAUGCAUCUUCCUUUUCAGUGUAGAAAUCAGCUUUACCCUUGCCUAUGGGUUCAUCUUUGUAGGUGGCGUUCUACUGAAUAUAAACCAGGCUGUAGCUACUGACAUGAUACUGUCGGUAGUAAUGCCAAAUUCCCGUGGCACAGCAAUAGCCUUGCAGUCUUUUAUAGCACAGUUAGGAGGAGGGGUAUUUGCCCCAUUUAUCAUUGAGAAGAUUUCUGAGGUGAUCCAGAUGUGGCAACCAGAAACCAGCCCAAUGCACUGCUUGCAACAUGCCUUGAUAAUAUUGCCAGUUCUGGCAGUGAUUGGAGGAUGCUUCUUCCUCUGUACAAUCUUUUAUGAAGAGGAUCGGAAAGUAGUUGAACAGGCCCGCACCCCAAGCCCACCACCUGAAUUGAACCUACAGGACAUACUGGUGUACGACUCUGAAGAUCCUGGAUAUGCUGCUCAGCCUUCUCUAGAAUUGGCUCCUGAGUCUCCAGAUUCUGCUGCAGAACUACCUGCUCAGCCCCCAGAUCUUGAUACAUGCAGGUUCUGCUGCUUUCCCUUUCUAGGACUGGCUCCUAAGCUUUCAUAUCCUUCUCCAGAGAUACCUGCUCAGCCUCCAGAUCCUUCUCUAGGACUGGCUCCCGAGCCUCCAGAUCCUGCUCCAGAACUACCUGCUCAGCCUCCAGAUCCUUCUGUAGGACUGGCUACCGAGCCUCCAGAUCCUGCUACAGAACUACCUGCUGAGCCUCCAGAUCCUGAUACAUGCAGGUCCUGCUGCUUUCGCUUUCCCUUUCCUAGGACUGGCUCCUGAGCUUCCAGAUCCUGCUCCAGAACGACCUUCAUUAAUGAAGCCAUGUUUGCCGUUGUUAAUGAUUUCCUGACACGAACCAGGGCUGUGACAAGCAGUUUAUUUCCCUGUCUGUUGUCAGAUUGUUACUACAGCGACUUGUAAGUCUCCAGAACUUGUACAUAUUUAGGGCCAGAUUUAUCAAGGGUCGAAUUUAAAAUUCAUGGGAAUGGGAAACACAUGAGGGAAACGAGGUGGGUGGAGAACAGGGAGGAGAAAACUAUAGACAGGGAGAACACCUGAACAUAUAGCAUAGGAACCAGGGCCAGCCCUAAGAGCCUCCAGUGGCUCAUGGAGUAAGUGCAGCACACAGGGUUCAAGUCCCGGGCUGGUCCUUACAUUACCCCCCCCCCUUGAGGAUCGACCACCGGGCAAUCCCAAAGUCGAAUGCCCCCCCCAUACUUUUUAGUCCAAUAAGUGGAACACUACUAGGACCCGGAAUGGGAGCAUCAAAAGGAACAGAAACCACUUCGCAAGAGUCAUGAACCACCUCUCCAGGAUCAGGGACCAGAGCAGAAACAUCACAGGCACCUAUUACAGGUGGCGGACCAGGAACCAGGAGGCACCCAUUCCGAUUAGAAGAAAAGAGGUUCCACCUAAAUAUUCG
This is a messenger RNA of Xenopus laevis (African clawed frog), 3069 nucleotides long. RefSeq names its product protein spinster homolog 1-like. The coding region runs from base 1206 to 2426 and encodes 406 amino acids. Lineage: Eukaryota; Metazoa; Chordata; Amphibia; Anura; Pipidae. The transcript is spliced from 8 exons. The record is from RefSeq and is a predicted model, not a curated record.